This is a messenger RNA of Rhagoletis zephyria (snowberry fruit fly), 624 nucleotides long. The record is from RefSeq and is a predicted model, not a curated record. NCBI's taxonomy places the organism in Eukaryota, Metazoa, Arthropoda, Insecta, Diptera, Tephritidae.
AUGAAGCUCAUUGCUGGACUUUUUCUAGUUGCCUCUGUUGGUGCUGUUCUGGGAGUUCCACUUCAAAAUGCCGCAAAACUGCAUCAACUGAGCCACUCCAAUGACGCAUUUUCAUUCAAGUUGAUGCAACUUUUAGAGCAGAAAACUCAUCAAAACGCAAAAAACCUUUUCAUCUCGCCCUUCAGCAUCGGAACCGUUCUCUCGAUGGCCCUUGCCGGAAGUGACCAGGCCACCUACGGACAGAUUUACGACACGCUCGGUUUCACCAACUCGAGCCUGGCAAAGUCCGACGUCCUCCAGUCCUACCACACUCUCCUUCACUCCCUAAUCCACAAUCCACUCGGCAAGGAGAAUGUCCUCAGCGUGGCCAACUCGAUGGCCGUGCAGAAGAACUACGCCCUUCUCGAGAGCUUCCUCAGCGACAUCACUGGCAACUUUGAGUCCCGCGUCUUUGUCGAGGACUUUGUCGGCAACGCCCACAAAGCCACCAAGGACAUCAACGACUGGGUCAAUGAGCAGACGCGGGGGAAAAUCCCGAAGCUCUUUGACGAGGACCUCGAUCCUUCUACAAUCAUGGUCCUUCUAAAUGCCAUCUACUUCAAGGGCACCUGGAAGUACCAGUUU